ACCCCAAAAAAUUAAAAGACAAAAAGGCACCAGGAUCCCAGGACGUUCGAACCGCUAUUCGCCAGGGCCUUCUUCAGAAGCAGAGAGAGAGAGAGAGAGAGUUCCAUAUAAAUAGAAGCAAAUACUCCCAUCCGAAGAAGAAAAGGGUUAAUUUUAGCUGAAUCACUCUUCGAGGCGUGGCGGCUGAGCUGAAGGAGAUCUUGGAGCUGAGAGGGGAUUUGUUGGAGUGGAGAUGGGCGAGGGCGAGCGGUUCCAGUUGGGGACCGUUGGCGCGCUGAGCCUGUCGGUGGUCUCGUCGGUGUCGAUUGUGAUCUGUAACAAAGCGCUUAUCAGCACCCUCGGCUUCACAUUUGCCACCACUCUGACAAGUUGGCAUCUCCUGGUCACAUUCUGUUCUCUUCAUGUGGCAUUAUUGAUGAAACUAUUUGAGCAUAAACCUUUUGAUGCAAGGCUAGUAAUGGGCUUUGGAGUUCUUAAUGGAAUCUCUAUUGGGCUAUUAAACUUAAGCUUGGGUUUCAAUUCUGUCGGUUUUUAUCAGAUGACAAAGCUGGCAAUCAUUCCUUGCACUGUUUUACUGGAAACUCUUUUCCUCAGGAAGAAGUUCAGUAGGAAUAUCCAGCUCUCACUUGCUAUCCUUCUUUUGGGCGUUGGAAUUGCGACUGUGACAGAUCUGCAGCUCAAUGCUCUGGGAUCUGUAUUAUCUCUGCUUGCAGUUGUUACAACUUGCAUUGCUCAAAUUAUGACCAACACUAUUCAGAAGAAGUUUAAGGUGUCUUCCACACAACUUUUGUACCAAUCUUGUCCCUAUCAAGCAUUGACUCUGUUCAUCAUUGGUCCAUUUCUUGAUGGUCUUUUGACAAACCAAAAUGUUUUUUCUUUCAAGUAUACUCCUCAAGUUCUGAUUUUCAUUGUGCUGUCAUGCCUAAUAUCAGUCUCUGUGAACUUCAGUACAUUUCUAGUAAUUGGAAAGACAUCACCUGUCACCUAUCAAGUCUUGGGCCAUCUGAAAACUUGCCUUGUCCUGGUUUUUGGUUAUGUUUUACUUCAUGAUCCAUUUAGCUGGAGAAACAUAUUUGGAAUUCUAGUUGCGUUAGUUGGGAUGAUCUUGUAUUCUUAUUUCUUUACAAUUGAGACCCAGCAAAAAGCUACUGAAGCAUCUGCUCAGAUAUCACAGGUAAAAGAAAGUGACUCUGAUCCUUUACUCACUGUUGAAAAUGGACCUGCUGUAGUAACAGAUGCUGCCGCUACAAAAGCCCCAGUGUGGAGCUCAGACAAGGAUUUGCGUGCGUGAAAUAUGCCCUGAUCCACAACAUCAUACAUGGAUCUAAACUUACAGGAUGCCAUUAUAUUAUAGGGGUUAGAAAUGUGACCCACCUGCUUGUACAAUCAAAGCAUUUUUACAAGACCAGUACUUGAGAGCAGAAAGGAUCAAAGGCGUUUUCCUAUGCAUUUUUUCCUGCUUUUAUAAGUUAAUAAUAAAGAAUUUUAUUCUUGUCAUGGGUACUGCCCCAAAUUAUGAUUUUAAAUCCAGACUUUCACUUUUUACAAUAAAAGCAAAAGCUCUUCUUCA
This is a messenger RNA of Elaeis guineensis (African oil palm), 1570 nucleotides long. RefSeq names its product UDP-xylose transporter 3. The record is from RefSeq and is a predicted model, not a curated record. NCBI's taxonomy places the organism in Eukaryota, Viridiplantae, Streptophyta, Magnoliopsida, Arecales, Arecaceae.